Messenger RNA from Sphaerodactylus townsendi, 1987 nucleotides. Its product is annotated as SUN domain-containing protein 3-like. The transcript has 14 exons. Gene Ontology annotation, biological process: nuclear envelope organization. Gene Ontology annotation, molecular function: protein-membrane adaptor activity. Gene Ontology annotation, cellular component: meiotic nuclear membrane microtubule tethering complex; nuclear envelope. The record is from RefSeq and is a predicted model, not a curated record. NCBI's taxonomy places the organism in Eukaryota, Metazoa, Chordata, Lepidosauria, Squamata, Sphaerodactylidae. The coding region runs from base 577 to 1659 and encodes 360 amino acids.
CGUGCCAAAAGAUCAACCAGCACCACCUGCUCAGCGUCAAGCGAGCGAGGAGGUUACCGAGUUACGCGGCACCGGGACGGAAAAAGGGGGUGGGCUUAAGUAGCAAAGAAAAUUCAGGAUCCGUGCAUGAAAACCGCAGUCCUAAACUAAGGAGGACAUCUGUUUGAACUCCUAGGAUUGACGCCACUAACUCCAUGCACAUUUGCUAAAGGAAGUUCUCAGAAAAUCAGGGAGGGUCGCUUGCUCCCAAGUAAACGUGCAUGUGCACACGAUGGGUGGGACAACUUGGGAAGGACCACCCCCGUGAGAAUUGCUAAAGGGAAUUGCAUCCGGACUUGCAGCAGUAGAUAUGAAACAGCGGAGGAUCGCCUGCAGUCUUCGGGGAAAAGAUCAGGGUGGAAACCAACAAUUUCGCAAGGAAAUAGGUCCAAGAUCAACUGAAAUAAAUUAUGGUUUUAUUUGCGUAGUUGUGUGGGAAGCAACUCUACAUCUUCUGCUACAUCAUUUAGCCAAACAUCUUCAAGCACGGAAGAAAGACAGGAAAAUAGUGGUGGCUCACUUGUCAGAGGACAAUUGAUGUUUGCCAGAGAAGUCAUUGCAAGGGAAUCCAGUUCUACCACCACCACGUCACCAGGCCUGAACACAACUGUGUGUGCUCGAAUGAAAGUGCUAAGAAUCAUAUACAGUGCGACUAUUCUGUGCCUGCUCCAAAGAGCUUAUUUCUGUGCAAAAGACCAGAUCACAUGGGAGAAUGUCAAAAAGGCUCUGAAGUUCUUUUCUGUAAUAGUCCUGUUAUCUUGUGCUGCAGUUUACUACUUGUGUUUAUUCAGGAGAUCAUCAGAUGUGCUUUCGUCACCGGAACUCACGAAGCAGUAUCAAACACACCUGGAUUCAAUGUGGCAGUCACAUCUUCUGCUAGAAGAACAAAUCCGUGCUAUUGAAGCCUUUAAAAUGGAGAUUGAUCACCUGCAUGGUCAGAUCAGUGGCAUCAACAAGAACAUGACUCAUUGUAUAAAGCAAAUUCUAGAGGAAAGUGAGAUCCCAGGAGAGAACAAAGAACAAGUGCUUGAAAUGAUUGAUUUGGCUAUUAAGAAGUAUGAAGAUCCUGUACAAAUGGCUGAUUGGGCUCAAAAAACACUAGGAGCCACCAUUGAUAAACAGAGAACAUCUGGGAAUUAUGACAUUAAGAAUAAGGAUGUUUGCUGGUUUAUGCCAUGGAUAUUCUGUUCAGCAAAGCCGCCUGAUAUUGUUUUAGAGCCAGACGUUAACCCUGGAAACUGCUGGGCUUUUCAAGGAUCGGAGGGUCAAGUGGUGAUUAAACUGCCUCAAAAAAUCCAGCUAUUGGCUGUUACAGUUGAGCACAUCCCCAAGGCCAUCAGCCCUUCUGGAAACGUCUCGAGUGCCAUGAAAGAUUUCGUGGUCUCUGGUCUAGAUAAUGAGACGGAUGAAGAAACUCUGCUGGGAAUGUUUACGUAUGACAUUGAAAAAGAAACCAUUCAGACAUUCCAUCUCAAGAAUCAACAUUCAAAAGAGUUUCUGUAUGUAAAGUUCAAGGUGUGGAGCAACUGGGGAAACUCAGAGUUCACCUGUAUCUAUCGACUCAGAGUACAUGGGAAUUUUGCCAGCCAUCUGGGCCCUUUGGAUGAAAGCAGUGAGUGAAAGUCUUUCCAGAUGAAUAAAGGAAGCCGCAACUUGGAAGAGUCUCCAAAGCUUGUUCUGAUUUUCCUAGCGGAGGGACACAUAUAGAACAGAGAGUAGUCAUCAUUGUUCCAAGACUUUUCAGGCUGGACGGAUUUUGAUGCUGUCACAUGUGUCUGUCAGACAUGGAGAACAACCGGUGAAAUUUCCAUUUGAUCAAUGCCAGGUUAGGAGAGAGACCCAGUGAUCUUAGUCUUAGGGAUGUUUUUAGCAAUGUCCAAUCCUCUGUGUGUAUAUGUGUAUGGGGGUAGUAGUUAAUUGUCCAAUAAAGGUGUCUGUUUGGAAGCAA